AUGGACCAGGAACCCCCACCGCGUAUCGUCGCGGAGAAACCCGCCCCGGUGCCGGCGUGGCGAGACGGAUUCGCGCUUCUCAUCGACCCGGGAGACCCGGACUUCGCCCCGCCGCCCCCGCCCCCCGAGGACCGCUCCAAGCUCUCCACCGACGAGCUGCGGCGCGCGGGGAUGAGCGAGCUGUCCACGAGCGCGUCGACGGCGAUGAGCGCGCUGGCGCUGGCCGGCGAGAGGGCCACCGCGGCCGCGAAGGGAUUCAGAACCGCGUUCGCCAAUCAGAGACUCGCGGCGGCGAGGGCGAGGUCGACAAACGAGGAUGAGGAUGAGGAUGAGGAUGAGGGAGAUGGGGCGCGCGAGAGACCGAUGGAGGCGAGGAUCGUUCACGCGUGUUUUCGUGAGGCGAUGCGCCCCAAACUCCGCGGUCGCUCGGCCAAGGCUGCGGCCCGCAACGCGAUCUCCCGAGCGCUGGCGCGAUGGCGAAAAGGUCAUCACGCGUGCUUCGACGCCUGGAGGGAGUUUGCGCUCGCGGCGGGGCACAUGAAGCGCCGCGGCGAGGACGCGAAGCGGCACGAACACGCCCUCGACGCCCCCGCCCAUUCGCGCACGGACGAGGAGACGGAGGGUCUGUACGAGCUCGUGAACGGAUCGUGCGACUUGUUCGGCGAGUGCGCCAGAUACGAGGCUGUCGAGCUGUGUCGACGCGCGAGGUUGGAGAGGUUUUCAGCGGGCCAGACGCUUUUGAACCCGGGGGAUCCGGACGAUAAGGUGUUCAUACCGAUCGCCGGGUCCGUGUCCGCGUGGAUCGACGCGGACGUGGAUGGACGCGGCGACGGGGACGACGAGGAGGACGAGGAGGAGGACGAAUUCAAAGGGGAGAGGGGACGUCGACGACGCCGGCGGGUGGCUAAAACGUUCGUUCCCGGUCGGUCGUUCGGCGUCCCCGCGCGCGCCGCCGCGCCGCCGCAUCGCCACGCGUUCGUCGCGGACGUUGACGCGUGGUGCGUCACCAUCUCGCCGGGCGAUUGCGGCGGGACGGAGUGGGAACCUUUCGACGUCACGGUUCGUAAGCGGGUGGACUUUCUGUGCAGAAUACCCGGCCUCUUCGACGCGACGCUCGUCGAGCUCGAAGCCCUGGCGCGGCACGCGGAGGAGCGAAGGUACGAGCCCGGGUUGGCGCUCGUCAACCAAGGACAGGAGUGCCGCGGGGCGUACUUCAUCCUCUCGGGCACCGUGGCGAUCAUCCGCCGGAUACGAAUCGACAACCGGAAGACAACCGGAAGACAACCGGAGGAAGAACGAAUCGACGAGCCGGACGCGCCGGUGCCGGAUCACCUGCGAUCCGCGCUGCCGGACGCGGCGAAGGCGAACGAUCGUCGCCGCGUCGUCCGCGCGCGCGUCGGGGCGGCGAUGUUAACCCGCGACGGCGACCGCGGCGACGGGAGUGGUGACUCACCGGGCGGUGACUCACCGGGCGGUGACUCGGACGUCGUCGACGUUCAGCUCCGCGUCGUGGGUUCCCUCGGCGUGGUCGGCGGGGGCGAUUACUUCGACAGACCCGCGCCGUGCGCGUGCUUCGCGGUGGCCCGCGGCGCCAAGCCGGUCGCCGCGCUGUUCAUCGCGUGCAAGCACCUCGCCAAGAUUUUCUCGCCCAAGGCGAUGGAACGGUUCAGACGCGGGUGCCAUCCCGCGCCCGCCGACGACGCGCUGAGGAAAUCGCUGGCGGCGAAGGAGGCUUCCGAGGCGGCGAACCGCGCGGCGUGGACCGGUCCGGACGGGACGGCGAUCGAGGGCGUGGAGCCCGUGGACCCUCACGAGGAGCUGCGCAGGAACCCGCUCGCGUACUCCGACUCCGACUCGGAUAUAGAGGGCGACGUCGACGAGCGCCGCCCCGAUAGACCCACGCUGGUCCCGAGCUCGAGACGAUCGCUCCGGCCUUUUCUCCGACAAAGGGGCGCGAGGGAUUCCGACGCGAGGGACGAGGCGAAGGAAAACGGCCGUCUCGUCGUCGGAUGGCCGUUUCACCGCGACGUGUACGACCCGCGCUCGGACUCGCACCGGGUCGGGCCCUCGUUCGGCGGGGGUUUCAGCCCGUGCGCCGACAAGGCGAAACGGGGCGUUCAACGUCGAACAACGUCGACCGACCCGGACGCGUCGAAGCUGGCCGAGAUUCGCGACGUGGGCCUCGUCGCCGCCAAGUCGAAGGUCAUCACGUCGCCCAAGAACCCGACGGAGAGGAAAGGGUCGUACUACCGCAAGUUUCUGGACGACGUCGCGUCGUUCGACCCUCGGGUGACGUUCGCCUUUGACCCGUCGACGGCGUCCCCGGAGUGGAAGUCGCACCAAGAGUGGACCGCGUUCGCCACCCGGCCCCGCAUGCUGACGAAGUUGGAGUUUCAGAACCAGAGGGUCGUGCGCGACCGGAGGGCGAGCGACGCCAGGGUGGAGCGCACCAGGGACGACGCGAACAGGCGGGGCGGGGUGAAGAAGACGGCCGCCGUAACGAUCGACGGAGCGAUGAACGACGAUUCAUACGACGACGACGACGCGACGGCGAACGCGGCUAAGAGGUGGCUCGGGUACCGCGACGACGCCAGGCCCGACGGCGUCCGCGUCUUUCGACCGAGCGAUCGAACCGCCGUGCUCGACGCGCGAGACGGCGUCACGGUCCUCGCGUUCCGGUUAGCGUGCCGCUCGACGCUUCGCCGGUUGCAAAAAAGAAUCGACGGACGGGUAAGUUUUGAGUUUGGCGGGUACGACAUCGGGAAGACGCACGACGCGGACGAGGCGUGCUCCACUGCGAGGAGCGCGGCGGGGGUCGGGAGGUGCGUCGACGACUGGCGAGAGGGGAAAGGGGACGCCGGCGGGGACGUCGGGUCCGACGGCGCCGCCGUUCCCAGCCGCUCGACGUCCAGCUGCGUCUGCGUGUGUCGGCUGAGCGAUGCGUCGCGGACGUGCGCGACGACGAGGGACGACCUGUGCGCGCUCGCGUCGAAGCUGUGCGUGGAGAGCGGGGUGUUAUCGUGCGUCAGGUGGUCCGGGGAUUCGCUCCUCCUGUUUGGCGACUGCGACGACCCUUACGUGGAUGACGAGGAGGAAAUCGAGUACGUAUCUCGCCACGCGCUCAACACGGCGCUCGAGCUGAGGGCGUUCCUGGUGAAUUACCACGUCGGUAAGGCGAAGGCACAGGCGAACGGGCCUCCCCCCGGCGGCUGGAACGACGACGACGGCGACGACAUGGAGCGACAGGGGGAUAUAGCGGUUGGGAUCUCGAUCGGCUCCGCCUUUACGGUUCGCCGAGCGAAUUCGCUUCACGCCGUCGACGGCGAGGUCCGUGACGACGCGUGUCGGCUCUGCGACCUUGCCAGCGACGACGGCGGGGGCGUGCGGUGCGACGCGAAGAUGUACCCCGCGUGCAAGGACACCCACACGCUCGUCCAUGCGGGGGCGGGGACUGGUAUCGAAGAGACGGGUCACGAUCGGAGACGCAGUGCCGCCUUCGCCGGAUACCGAGUCGUCGGUGAUCCGUUUCGGGGUUUGGGUCCCAAGUCGGGGGCGGGGGAGACCGCGCCGAGGCGGCACACGGCGCGCGUGCCCGCGUCGGUGCCUUACUUCAAUUGGCGCGAGGGUGCGAGCGAGGCGCGCGCGCCAAAGUCUAGGGGGAAGGUCGGGGGAGCGGCCGGUAGGGUCCUGUCGGAGUAUCUCGGGUGA
Molecule: messenger RNA, 3708 nt
Organism: Micromonas commoda
Lineage: Eukaryota; Viridiplantae; Chlorophyta; Mamiellophyceae; Mamiellales; Mamiellaceae
Exons: 1
Coding region: 1-3708 (1235 amino acids)
Source: RefSeq, a predicted model, not a curated record